UAGUGAUGACUCAAUAGAUCAAAAUUCUUCAAUAAAAUAUAACGAAAAUACUUUACCUUCAAAUGCUCAUGUGAAAAUAGACACUUCAAUUCGAACAAAUGGUGCUAUAAAAAAUGGUAUAGAUUAUCAAGUUAACUCAAAAGAUAAUUUUAAAAAUGGUGAUUACAUAGCACGGCCAAAGCGUUUGUCGGUCCUAUCCCAUAAAUCAACCAUUUCAACUUCCACUACUAAAUCGUGGACUUCUUCAAAAUCAAUACAUGAAAUCACUGCUAAUGGUUCAAAAUCUAUUGCUGAUGCCAGUGAUGUCGCUGAAUCCGUUACAAGUUCCGAUGACGUUGAUUUUAGUUCUGACGAUUUUGAUUCCAGUGCAAAUGGUUCUGAUGCCCAAAAUUUUGAAAUGUCUGAUAUGAAAUAUGAUACUUAUUUAUCUGAUAUAAAUCGUGAUUCUUCGAUAAAAUCUUCUUCUUCCUCAAUUUCUCCUCCAUCCGCUUUAUCACAAGAAUCAAUACAAAAAGACCUUUCUUCAUCUCCAACUAUUAAGGAUCAUGUAUCUCCGUUAGAUCCGUUAGAAUUAGAAAAACAUUCAUCUCCUAAUCCUGCUCGAGUUUUUACUCCUCCUCCUCCUCCAAAAGUUGCUCCUCCAACUUCUUCAUGUACCAGCCCUAAUCUUCGUUCUGAUGGUGUUCCUGUUUUUCAUACUCCACGUCCUCCACCAUCUUAUCCCCCUCAGAAUACUUCAAUGCUAGAGAAAAAAGCCGCCGCUUCGUCAAAAAUUUCAUCAAUUUCAUCUACGAAUUCAACUGUUCCAUUAACUCGUUCUCAUUCUGACGAAGAGGAUGAUAAGGCCUCGGUAAAAUCUACUUCCGCCGAGUCAGUAACUCCUUCCUCUCCAUCAACGUCUCAAUCAUCUAUGGAAAAAUUAUUCAGUAAAACGUUGAUAAAUAACAGACGUCCCUCUCCCCUUCCUCUGGCUCAACAAAAUAACAAUCAUAAUUCUCGUGUCAUACCCAGUCAUAUUGCUUCGAACUCUAAUCCUGUACCAGAUUCUCCAAAUUUGUCACGCCCCGUAAGAACUCCACGAAGGACUACUUCGAAUCCCGGUAAUGCUCCUAAAAAAAAUG
Messenger RNA from Racocetra persica, 1121 nucleotides. The record is from the annotation of a GenBank genome assembly. NCBI's taxonomy places the organism in Eukaryota, Fungi, Glomeromycota, Glomeromycetes, Diversisporales, Gigasporaceae.